Messenger RNA from Brassica napus (rape), 1099 nucleotides. RefSeq names its product non-specific lipid transfer protein GPI-anchored 5. The record is from RefSeq and is a predicted model, not a curated record. The transcript is spliced from 3 exons. The coding region runs from base 393 to 887 and encodes 164 amino acids. Lineage: Eukaryota; Viridiplantae; Streptophyta; Magnoliopsida; Brassicales; Brassicaceae. Gene Ontology annotation, biological process: lipid transport. Gene Ontology annotation, molecular function: lipid binding.
AAAUUAAAAACUAUUAAGAAUACAAAACAAUCACUGUAUUAUACCUUAAAACAAAUAAUCACGGAAGUAGUUCAACAACGCAGCCUAAGACCGUCACCAAAUACCUCUGACCCAGAACAAACGGUACCAGUUAUGUUCACAACACAACACUUCGUAUCCGAACAGAUAAAAUACUCAACAGAAACCGUUAGAAAAGUAGUAAAAAGUUGGCCACCAAAAUCAAGUCAUCACCUCUUGUCAAUUGUCAUUUUCAAGUUUCAACUCCUUCAAUUCCCUAUUUAUAUCCAUCAUCAAGACUCCACAAAUCCAAUCAAACAAACACAAAUCAACCCAACAAAAGUUAAAAAAACUCAAAAGGAUUCUCUUCAAAAACAUCUCUCAAGAAAACAGGAAUGGGUUUAAUGUUGCUUACAAUUUUCAUGGCUGUGAUGCCUUCUACAAGAGUCUCUGCUCAGUCAAGUUGCACGAGCGUGUUGAUCAGCAUGGCACCAUGUCUCAACUACAUAACCGGAAACACUACCUCUCCUUCUCAGCAAUGCUGCAGCCAGUUGAGUAGCGUAGUUCAGUCUUCUCCUGACUGUUUGUGUCAAGCCCUCAAUGGUGGAAGAUCUCAGCUUGGGCUCAACAUUAACCAAACACAGGCUCUUGCUUUGCCAAGGGCUUGUAAUGUUCAGACUCCUCCUAUCAGUCGCUGUAACGGUGGUGGUUCUAAUGCUGACUCUCCUGCAGAUUCACCAAAAUCUUCAGGACCAGGAAAUGGAUCGAAAACCGUACCAGUAGGAGAAGGAGAUGGAUCAUCGUCUGAUGGAAGCUCUAUCAAGUUCUCAUAUCCUCUUCUUGCCUUCCUUAUUGCGGCUUCCUACAUGGCAGUCUUCUUGAAAUACUGAUUUUCCCCUAUCCACGUUUCUCCUGAAACCGAUUAAGCUUUUAUGCCACCUAGAUUGCAUUCUUUAUUUGUUCACAUUUUGUUGUGAUUAAGUAUGAUCUAUAAUUUUAUGUUCUGUCAAUCCCUACUACUCUCCGGUGAUAUUGUUUGUAGCAACGGAGAACAUCUUGGAUCUCUUUACCUUUUACAAUAAAUAUUAUUUUUUGGAACACA